AUGUUCGCGAGCGAGAUCAUCGGAUCAUUGCAUCAAGCUCUCGACUACAACCCGCUCGUGACCGACACCGUGAGGAGGAUCUUGGUGUUGGGCAAGUGGAUGACCCCGAACUGCAACGUCACCAUGUGGACUAUCGAGCCAGUGAUCGCGACCAUGAUCGUGCACGGCAACACAGUCAACGCCACCAUCGCGAGGGAGAACGUCGCCCAAGGACAUCCCGGUGAUCGAGCCCCUGACCAUGACCACGCACAACACCUCGGUGGUGCAGACCAAGAUCAAGGGGAGGUGGGCGGGCCGGCUGAUCUGGAAGCAAUGACUUCCAACCCCGAAAUCAAGAUCGAGACCCUCAACGGCCAGACACACUACAUUCGGCGGCUCAGAGAGUUCAUGGACAUCUCACCCUUGCAAUAUCCCAACCAAAGUCUACUACGAAGACGAAACCCGCUUCUCACGGACGAUGGAAACCCAAUCACCGAUGCCGAUGGCAAGCCUGCAAUGACACGAGCGAAGAGAUAUUGGAUCCACUCUCAGCUUCGAUUCAAGAUAGAGGAGCUCAAGUUCAACCUCUAA
Cladophialophora immunda is the source of this 570-nucleotide messenger RNA. RefSeq lists its product as uncharacterized. The transcript has 3 exons. The record is from RefSeq and is a predicted model, not a curated record. The coding region runs from base 1 to 570 and encodes 189 amino acids. NCBI's taxonomy places the organism in Eukaryota, Fungi, Ascomycota, Eurotiomycetes, Chaetothyriales, Herpotrichiellaceae.